Molecule: messenger RNA, 438 nt
Organism: Alnus glutinosa
Lineage: Eukaryota; Viridiplantae; Streptophyta; Magnoliopsida; Fagales; Betulaceae
Product: monooxygenase 3-like
Exons: 3
Coding region: 1-438 (145 amino acids)
Source: RefSeq, a predicted model, not a curated record
AUGGAGAAAGAGAUAGAAGAUAAUCCAGCUGAAAUGAAGCGACUUGUGCUAAGCAAGCUAGGAAAAAUUCCUGAUGAAGUAAGGGCUAUUAUUGAAAACACUGAUCUGGAUGGAAUUACAUCUUCCCCAUUAAGGUACAGGCAUCCAUGGGAGCUUCUUUGGGGAAAUAUCAGCAAAGGCAAUAUCUGUGUGGCCAGUGAUGCACUCCCCCCCAUGACCCCGGACAUCGGCCAAGGUGGUUGCGCUGCCUUGGAAGACGGUGUUGUCUUGGCCAGGUGUCUUGCUGAGGCAUUGUUGAAACAACCAAGUGGCCGGGAGAAAGCUGAAAAGGAGGAAUAUAAGAGGAUUGAACAAGUUGAUGGGAAAGUGAUGUACUUGUUAAGGGAUAAAUUAUUUGCUGCAUACCUGGCUGGGGUGCUAGCUCUUGAGGAGGGCUGA